CUCUUGGUCCCUCCUGACUUAAUUGAUGUCCAAUUUCUUUCAUGUAUAUUCUUGUCGAUCAUCUUGUCGUGUGGAGCGGUGAUCCCCUCGUUAUCUUUCUGCCUAUCUAUCUCCGCAUCUACUUUAUGCUGUCUAUUGUUUUCUCUCUCUCUACGUCCAUCUGAAAAUCGGGCUUCUUGACCGCUCUCCACCCCAUAUUCCAGCUCAAUUGAGCCGGAUGCAAACCCCAGAAGAAUCAUGCUGCUUACACUGAAGCCUGCCUCCCAGAACGGAGUUAAAGGUCCUCAUGAGUACUCCAUUGUUCGCCAGUCCGUUCCAACCCCACGGUCAUCCCCGCCCCCCGUGCCUGACCUCCCAGCAGCGGUCACCGCACCCUCAACAAGCUCCUCUGCGGACCGCUCCAUGGACCCCUCGCGCUCAGGAUUGCCGCCUCCUGCCUCGUUAACCUUACCGCCUCCCAAUGUGGGCUUUGCCAAUGUGUCUGGCUCUGCGAUGAACCAGCCACUCCCGCCGCCCCCGGGCCAAUGGCAGUCCUCGGAUGACUCCAUGCGACAAUGGCUCCAGGCCAAAGCGGAGGAAGAUCGGAGGAAGCAGGAAGAAGAGAAGACGCGCCAAGAGACCUUGCGACUCGAACAGCGGAGGGUCGAACAAAGCAUGCUUCGUGAUUCCUUGCAGGCCGGUGUCCCACCUCAGAUGAUCCCGCUCAUCUUCGCCGGCAUCAGUCCUGGCGGUCUGCCGGCAUCCAUGCUCGAACUUACUCAACAAUACCUAGCUCAACCCUCUGCACCUCGCGGUCCUGCUCCGCAGAUGCCUGUCAUGUCUCAUGCACAUCCCCAUGCCCAGCGCAGGCCUACACAUGUCCGCCAAGACUCCCGUACCAUUCCCUCAAAUGCAUAUGUUGCUCCACCGGUGCACCCUCAGACUGUGCCCCCUCCGGGAGUUCUGCUAUCUCAGCCAUUGCAUACUGUUGGAGCCUCUCCUACCCCGCAACCGCUGGGUCGUCCGUCAGUAUCCAAUGGCCCCGCUGAUCCACGCUUUGCUGUUGCAGCUAUCCCUCGCAUGAACCCUGGGGAGUCACAGCUCCAACCGCCCAUUAAUCUCAGCAACGUGCACUAUGCCCCAGGUUCGUCCAUCCCGUCAACUCAGCCUCCGCGGGGCAAGUCAGAUUCUUCGUCUCGCCAGUCCCCUCCAUCCCUAUACUUCCACCACUGGGUCCCUCCAGGUCAGACGGCAGGACAUGCGCAAUCGGGAAGAGGUAGGCAGGAAUCACCGGGUGCCGUACAAGGAUCUCGGCAUGUGGACUCCAAUGUCUCUCCCGGACGGAAGAGGAAGGCCCAUGGGGCACACCAUCCAGCGCCAUUGCCAUCGUCUCGUCCCCCGGAAUCCUUCCCUGGCUCUUCGCAGACAUCUCAGCCAGGGUCUCCGGCCCAGGAAUAUCAGACCGAGCAAGCAGCACCGCCAACGCAUCACCAUCACUCUCUCCCAAGAUCGAGUGAUGCAUCUGCUCCGUACCAGACACCGGCGGAAGAUGUAAAACGUGAGCACCGCAGUCGAGGUACUAGCCCGACCCACUCUUCAGAACGCAUGAUUGUGGAUGAUGCUAGAUCAAAUCAGCGUGAUCGAGCUGAUAAUGAGGACCGUUAUGAAGAGAACAAUACUUCUGCAGGACAUGCCACCUCGCCCCAUAUAGUUCGGGUACAGCGAAGCGAAGCAGCCUCUUAUCACGAUCCUCGCAGCAGUCCUGCCCGCUCACCAACAGCAAAAGCUUUGCAACUGUCCCAAGAGCAUAAUCCGGCCUCGGGACACUAG
Molecule: messenger RNA, 1809 nt
Organism: Aspergillus costaricaensis CBS 115574
Lineage: Eukaryota; Fungi; Ascomycota; Eurotiomycetes; Eurotiales; Aspergillaceae
Exons: 1
Coding region: 238-1809 (523 amino acids)
Source: RefSeq, a predicted model, not a curated record